GAAGAAAAAGCCUCCCUAAACCAAAACCAAAGCAACAAAAACAAAACUGUAGAGAGAGAAAGACGAAAGAGAAAGGAAAAACCUUACUGGUUGAGGAGAGAGAAAGAAAGAAAGAGUGGUCUUAGUUAUUGUGUGUAUUUUUUUUUUUGGAAAGACUUUAUAGCAAAAAAAAUGGUGAAGAUUAUUAGACAUCUCUUCUCUUCUAUACCAAAAAACAACACCAUAAUUCUUCUUCUUCUCUUCUUCUAUUUCUCUUAUUAUUAUUCUCUCUAUCCUAAAAAAAUUUACCCUUUUUUUCUCUAUAUUUGCCAAUUUACCCUUCAAGUUUCUAUCUUUUUUCCCUCUUUCUUCUCUCUCUUUUACCACUACUCUUCUUUCAGCUUUCUCUCUCAUUCUCGCCGUUUCUUUGUUAUUUCCCUUUUUUUUGGGUUUUGUUGUUUUCAUACUUUCUUAAAGUUUCCAUCUUCAAGUGUUGCAUUGAUUCUAUGGGAAUCACUCAAUUCGUGUACUAGAUAGUAGUGGCCGUAUUGGAAGUCUUCUUGAUCAUAUUAUUUCCUGAAUGGAAGACCUUAAUUCUUCUCGAUUUGAAGGCAUAGGGAACACUGUCAGGAAGAAACGGUCCCAUACGUCCAGGCGGCCUCGUCCUGAAUCACAACCAAAUUCAGAUGGCCGUGAUAUAUCAUCCUUGUCCUCAACUCCUCCAUCUGACGAGAUAAAGGCAGGCUCCAGUGAAGAUAACAGUGGCGGUGGCCACAGUUCAAGGAGGAAAGAGCUUAGUCUUAGUCAAUGUGCAUCGAGAUUUCCCGGAGCUAGUGGCGUGGAUAAUGAAAUACCUGUUAGAAAGAAUAAGAAAGUAGAAGUAGGGCUAAAUGAGUUAUACAGUGGUUCUAAAGAUACUAUAGAUCAGGGACGGAGUGGCUCGAAUCACAAAAGAAGCAGUGAAGGAGUUCUUGCCCCUGCUAAUUGGAAACAUGCAAGCAGGGUAAAAGAAAGUCCAGAACCACAGAAGACCAUGGCGUUAAAUCGAAAGACUGACGAGAUCCCAGGUCCAUCACAGGAUGGCUUGGGAAGUGAGAAUAAGGUAAAAAAAGUUAAGCUCAAAGUUGGUGGUGUCACACGCACUAUUGAUGCCAACCCAAAGAGUUCUCGUGCCUUAGAUGCUACUGUUGCACGCCAAAAGACGGCCCAUAAGGACAAUAUAGAAACUGAUAACUCGCCGUCUAGAGAAAAGAAGGGUGGAUUACAGGGAAUUCCUUGGAAGGACUUCUCCAAAGUGGGCUUUACUCUUAGAAGGGAGGAAUCUUCAAUGAAGGGGGUCGGGAAGAAUAGCUCAGGAAAGCAAGGAGACAAAUCUGAUUCAGCGCGUAAAAGCAAACGUGCACCCAAGAAGCGGACAGUUGAUGGUUUUGAUGAUGACGAGGACGACGAUGAAAUUAGAUACUUGGAAAAACUAAAGAAUGCUAAAUUCUUUACUGGAUUGGGAGAGGAUGAUGAAGAAUCUAGCAGAAAGCACAGAAGAUUAUCUAAGUUUUCAGGAAAUAUUCCUCACAAUUCAGAUCUUGUUGCUUCGUCAAGGUUAGGUAAAGAUGGAAAGAAAAGAUCGCCAUCUGGGGACACUGACUAUGAGGAAGAGGAUGAAAUAUCUGAUGGCGAGCCUGAUGGCAAAAAGAGAAAGAAAGCGAGGAAGGAACCUGUUGAAGCACUUGCUGAGCCUAAACGCGAACUAACUCUCACAACUCGUCAAAGGGCACUUCAAGGAAGAGAUGCCUCUGUACCUGGUGGAAGUGUGGUCGAAUUUCCAAAUGGAUUACCUCCGGCACCACCUAGGAAACAAAAGGAGCAGCUUUCAGAAGUGGAUCAACAAUUGAAGAAAGUUGAGGCUGCUCAGAGACGUAAAAUGCAAAAUGAGAAGGCAGCUAGGGAAUCAGAGGCUGAGGCAAUUAGAAGAAUACUCGGUCAAGACUCCAAUAGGAAAAAGCGGGAGGAGAAAAAGAAGAAGCGUGUAAAAGAUCUUGCCGAGGGGAAAGCUGCUGAUGAACUUAUGCGUGCAGCAAAUACUAUCAGAUAUGUUAUGGGACCUAGUGGGACAACUGUUACCUUUCCGAAUGAAAUGGGCCUGCCUAGUAUUUUUGACUCAAAAACAUGCAGUUAUCCUCCGCCACGAGAAAAAUGUGCUGGCCCUUCGUGUAUGAAUCCGUACAAAUAUAGAGAUUCGAAGACGAAGCUGCCGCUUUGCAGUCUCCAAUGCUACAAGGCAAUUCAGGGUAAUGUGCAAAGUCAAGCUGCUACCUGCUGAUCUAUAGAAAUAUGUACUUCCAUGUGUUACUGAACACAUAUCCUGUCUCAGCUGGUUUACUCUUGCAAGAUGUAUAUCACCUGCUCAUAUUUUUCAUAUGUACUAUAUGAAGAGCCAGGCCAUUUGGAGAACUUUUCUCCACCGAACAUGAAAGCAGCGGGCGGUAUUAUGGUAAAUCCACCCACACCAAUUCCGCUAUGUUUUCGUGUUUGGUGGAGAACAAGAGCCAGGCCAUUUGGAGAACUUUUCUGCACCGAACAUGAAAGUAGCGGGCGGUAUUAUGGUAAAUCCACCCACACCAAUUCCGCUAUGUUUUCGUGUUUGGUGGAGAACAAGUUCUCUAUUUAGCCUUUAUACCUUUAGACGCCCACAUCCCCCAUAGAAGUAAAUCCGAAACAAUAUGGUAGUUUUUUUUUCCCCUGUAUGUAUAUCUAUAGAAAUAAUUAGCUAUGUCCAUGAAAAAUUGUGCUGAGAUUUUUCAGCAUAUGGAAUGAAUUGUGUUGCUUUGUCA
Messenger RNA from Beta vulgaris subsp. vulgaris (sugar beet), 2807 nucleotides. RefSeq lists its product as hypothetical. Lineage: Eukaryota; Viridiplantae; Streptophyta; Magnoliopsida; Caryophyllales; Amaranthaceae. The record is from RefSeq and is a predicted model, not a curated record. The transcript is spliced from 7 exons. Gene Ontology annotation, cellular component: Ino80 complex. Gene Ontology annotation, biological process: chromatin remodeling. The coding region runs from base 560 to 2296 and encodes 578 amino acids.